AUGGAGACUAUCUGGAUCUACCAGUUCCGCCUCAUCGUGAUCGGGGACUCCACGGUGGGCAAGUCGUGCCUCUUGCACCGCUUCACCCAGGGCCGCUUCCCAGGACUGCGCUCCCCCGCCUGCGACCCCACGGUUGGCGUCGACUUCUUCUCGCGCCUACUGGAAAUUGAGCCUGGCAAGAGGAUCAAGCUGCAGCUCUGGGACACGGCGGGGCAGGAGCGCUUCAGAUCAAUAACUCGAUCCUAUUAUCGCAACUCAGUUGGUGGAUUUUUAGUAUUUGACAUUACUAACCGACGGUCUUUUGAACAUGUGAAAGAUUGGCUGGAAGAAGCGAAAAUGCACGUACAGCCUUUUCAUAUUAUAUUUCUCCUGGUGGGACACAAAUGUGAUUUAGCUUCACAACGUCAGGUGUCAAGGGAAGAAGCCGAGAAACUAUCAACAGACUGCGGAAUGAAAUAUAUAGAAACCUCAGCAAAAGAUGCUACAAAUGUUGAGGAGACCUUCACAAUCUUGACAAGAGACAUAUAUGAACUUAUUAAGAAGGGAGAGAUUUGUAUUCAGGAUGGCUGGGAAGGGGUUAAAAGUGGUUUUGUUCCAAAUACUGUGCAUUCUUCUGAGGAAGCAGUUAAGCCCAGGAGAGAGUGCUUUUGCUGACUGCAACACGCCAAAGAACUGUCGUAUACAGGCCAAGACGCUUCUGGAUACAUGUCAACAUUUACAGCAGAAAAACGCAAGGAGUGAACGUCACAAAGCAUCCAGACCCACGGUAGCAUCGUGAGCUGCUGGCUACAGCGCUCUCUGCUCACUAGCUACACGGACAGAUAGGGUAGUCUGCUGAGUUAGGAGGGAAAGCAGACAGUCUUCUUUCUGAAACCAGUGUCUACAAAAUUACAUCCACUCUCACUUUCUUAGCAUAUAGCUGACCUUAGUGUCCAGAUAUGUCUGUAUUAUUCAUCUUUCUUGACAAUUGAAAUUGGAUUUUUUGUAUACACGUAGUCUGUCUGAAAAUAAAUGUGUCAGGAUUAUAUUCUCCUCAAUCAAUUAGUAUUAAAUAUAAAGUGCACUUGGAGGGCCAACAAGAUGACUCAGUGGAUAAAGAAGCUUGCCACCAAAUCUGCAGACCUGAGUCUGAUCUCUGGAACCCCUAUGGUGGAAAGAAAGAAUCCAUUUCACUUGAAGUUGUCCCCUGACCUCAACAUGCACGCCACCAUACAUGUGCUCACACAAACACACAUGAGUGCAUGCAGCAACAUACACCAAAUAAUAUGAAAGAUGCAUAAGGUACAUCUUGCAGGCUGGGGUCAUAGUUCAGUGAUAGAAUGUUUCCUUAGUUUCUGAAAACCUAGAUUCAAUCCCAGCAUCAAAACUGGAGAGGGGGCCCGGCUGUGGUGGCGCACGCCUUUAAUCCCAGCACUCAGGAAGCAGAGGCAGGAAGAUCUCUGUGAGUUCGAGGCCAGCCUGGUCUACAGAGCAAGUUCCAGGACCAGCUCCAAAGUUACACAGAGAAACCCUGUUUUGAAAAACCAAAACAAGAACAACAAUGAAAACAAACACUGGAGGGGGAAAAGGCAAAGUACUUUUAAGCAGUCUCAGAAGUACUGACUAGGACUAAAAUAUAAGUUUUCUUUUCAAAGUACCAGGUUUGCCAUUCUUAGAACAUAAUAAAAUAAAUUUUAUAUUCCUUUUUGUUUCUAGAUUUAUUGGUCCUGGAAUCGUCACUUUUGGCAAGAUUUGUAAGUGCUCAAAGGAGAUAUUUUGAGCAAAUAUUCACAGGAAACAAAAAGGACCACUCAGUAGCAAAUAGUUUGAUGCUAUAAUACACUGUCCAGACUUAGCCAAGGAAAGCAAAAACAAAUUUAGCCAAGAAAAAAAUA
Chionomys nivalis (European snow vole) is the source of this 1874-nucleotide messenger RNA. It is a transcript of the gene Rab39a, whose product is annotated as RAB39A, member RAS oncogene family. Gene Ontology annotation, molecular function: GTP binding; GTPase activity. The transcript has 2 exons. Gene Ontology annotation, cellular component: Golgi membrane. The record is from RefSeq and is a predicted model, not a curated record. The coding region runs from base 1 to 654 and encodes 217 amino acids. NCBI's taxonomy places the organism in Eukaryota, Metazoa, Chordata, Mammalia, Rodentia, Cricetidae. Gene Ontology annotation, biological process: Rab protein signal transduction.